Ctenocephalides felis (cat flea) is the source of this 417-nucleotide messenger RNA. Its product is annotated as general odorant-binding protein 72-like. The transcript has 6 exons. Gene Ontology annotation, molecular function: odorant binding; dibutyl phthalate binding. Gene Ontology annotation, cellular component: extracellular region. The coding region runs from base 4 to 417 and encodes 137 amino acids. The record is from RefSeq and is a predicted model, not a curated record. Gene Ontology annotation, biological process: olfactory behavior; sensory perception of smell. Lineage: Eukaryota; Metazoa; Arthropoda; Insecta; Siphonaptera; Pulicidae.
AAAAUGGUUAAAAUAAUUUUGGUUGUAGUUGGUUUUGUGGUUUUGUGUGGUUUGACCGAAGGGAAAGUAACAAUGAAACAACUAGAAGCAAAUCAAAAAUUAAUUCGAAGAAUUUGUCAACCUAAAUAUAACGUAAGCUCAGAACUGAUCGAUGGAAUGAGACAAGGAAAAUUUCCACAGGAUCACGAUCUCAUGUGCUACGUUGGAUGCGUGAUGAACUUUACACGUUCGACAAAUGUAGAUGAUGCAAUCAAAAAUCUGGACAUUUUUCUACCAGAAGAAUUGAAAGAGCCAACCAAGGCUCAAAUUUUGGCUUGUAAAGAUGCACAUUUGAAUUUUUCGGAUAAAUGCGAAGCAGCCUACAAUACCUUAAAAUGUAUGACAGAAUUUGAUCCAAAUAAUUAUGUUUUUCCUUAA